UGACAUCAUCCACACCCGCAAGCCACACUCUUCUGCCCCGCGAGCAGAGAGUCCCUUCUCAUAACGGUCGACGCAGACCAUGCGUCGACGUUUAGCUGUCGCCUUCUUGCGCAUGCGACUCAACCAUCUGCCACGACCAGCCUAAUGGCGACCGAAUCGCAGGCUACCGGGCGGCCUCAUGCGCACGACCAACCUUCAGGAAGUUUUGACGAUGACAAUUUAAGCCCGACAAGUGACAAUAUAUAUGGUUCUAGCGAGCAAGCGCCCACGGAGAAAUCUCACAAUGACGGGAAUGAGCCGGGACAGCAGGACCAUGGGAAGGAAAAGCCGGCGUGGAGCGAGCUGAAAACUAAGGCAGGCAAGGAGAGAAAACGUCUACCGCUGGCAUGCAUUGCUUGUCGAAGGAAGAAGAUUCGAUGUUCAGGAGAAAAGCCAGCAUGCAAACAUUGCUCGAAAUCGCGCAUACCUUGCGUGUACAAAGUCACUACGCGCAAGGCCGCGCCUCGAACAGACUACAUGGCUAUGCUAGAUAAACGGCUUAGGCGAAUGGAAGAACGAGUGAUCAAGGCUAUUCCAGCCGGAGAGACAAGGGACAUGACAGCCAUCGGAAGAAGCCAGGUCAAACCACCUCCUCCGGGUCAGGGAAAGCAGCCGAAAGCAGUGCAAAAGAAACGAUCUGCCGAUGAGGCUUUUACCUCCGAAUUGAAUGCAUGGAUGGGUCAAGCAGGGAAUGUUACAACCGCUGAUGCAUUUCCCUUAAGUCGAGAAGGAAAGUCUUUGGAAGGCACAGGGUUGCUUACUGAAGGCGCCGAAUUUCUUCCAUCAGUAGAGAUACAAGAGCAUCUAUCAGAAGUAUUUUUCGACUGUGUCUAUGGGCAAUCAUAUCUUUUGCUACAUAAGCCAAGUUUUAUGCGGAAAUUAAAGGCUGGGACGAUCCCUCCAGUUUUGAUACUAGCUGUUUGCGCCGUAUCGGCUCGAUUUUCAACCCACCCGCAAAUCAAUUCAGAACCAGCCUUUCUCAGAGGUGAAAAUUGGGCUAAUCCUGCGGCAACAAUAGCAUUGAGUCGCCAUGAUGAACCCAAUAUUACAAUCCUUACGGUUUUUCUCCUCUUAGGACUCCACGAAUUUGGCACUUGCCAUGGCGGUCGAAGUUGGUCUUUCGGUGGCCAAGCCUUGAGGAUGGCUUACGCUUUGCAACUACAUCGAGAAGUUGAUAGCGAUCCUUUCGGUCAAAAUGGGAAAUUAUCUGAAUUGAGCUGCACGGAUAGAGAGAUAAGAAGACGCACCAUGUGGGCAUCUUUUUUAAUGGAUCGGUACAAUUCAUCAGGGAGUCAACGCCCUCCAAUUGGAAAUGAAAAGUUCAUCCAAAUACAGCUCCCAGUGAAAGAGUCUCAUUUCUUGAUGGAAAUCCCAGGCCCGACAGAAGACUUAAGCGGUGACGUACCAAAUCCUGUCCCUGAGGGGCAAGGUCAGAUAUCAGACCCGAAAGCGAAUAUGGGCGUCUCGGGGUAUAUAAUUCGCGCGAUCAUUAUAUGGGGGCACAUCGUCGAUUACCUCAAUCUAGGCGGGAAGAGGAAGGAUCCAUACCCGUUGUGGGAUCCUAAUUCUGGCUAUAAUAGGCUGAAGAAAGAGAUCGAAGUCUUUUCAUCCUCUUUACCAAAAUAUCUUGUAUUCAACACGGAAAACCUUCAAGAUCAUGCUGCUGAAAAGGUUGCUAACCAAUUCAUUUUUCUACACAUCAUUAUUCACCAAAAUAUUCUAUUUCUGAACCAGUUCGCUAUACCCUUGGCACCAGGUGGGCGUCCGCCGAAAGGAAUGCCCAAAGCAUUUUUGAGUGACGCUGGCCGAGCUGCAGUUGAGGCAGCGCACCAUAUUUCCACUUUGAUUGACAAGGCAAGCGGCCACUCCCUAACUGUUCCCUUUGCAGGUUAUUGUGCGUACUCAGCGAGCACUGUCCAUAUUUGGGGAAUAUUCUCCAAAAACGCCCAGCUAGAAGCUCGGUCAAAGGAAAAUUUGCGGCACACUUACCGCUAUCUGAAUCAGAUGAAGCGUUACUGGGGAAUGUUUCACUAUAUGGUGGAAAGUGCGAAAGAUCGAUAUCGACAAUUUGCCGAUGCGGCUCUUAGGGGACCCCUAGCCAAUGUUCCUUCAUAUAGUAGGGAACAAGCCCCGACAAUGUUUCAAUAUGGUGAUUGGUUCGAUAAAUACCCUCACGGAGUAUCCAGGAUACACUGGGAAGACCCGGACACAACUACUAUGAGUGAGACCGGUGACGAUGCAGUCAUGGGACAGCGCCCCGACCUUCAAAGUGUAGAGGACUUCUUUGCCAGUUUAUCACCUAGUAAUACGAUAAUGGGGCCGCGAAAACUGCCAAAGAGAUCGGACAACCAGCAGUCAUCUGUCCAUUCCUUACCCCAGCUAACCACGGACUUGAGUCUACAACCCCAAACGCUAGUUGACUUGACCAUGUCCAACGCGCCCGCUGUGAUGGAUUCUACUGGGGCUAAUUAUGCCGGCUUCAAUGACCCCGGGUUGUAUCGAAGUCCACCACAGGGCUUCGAACCGCCCACCUUUGAUUAUGGACUCCCGUCUGACCACAUCCCACAACUCGACCGACACUUUGUAUACGGCGAGUAUUCUGGAAUCAACCCGUCCACUCUGGCAUCUGGGGACUUGAGUAUACAUAAUACCGAGAACCCGCAGCAGCAACCACAGCCACAGGAUGUCAGCAACGAAUCUGUUUGGACAGAUGCAUUCACCCCGGCCGGCACGGGGGAAUUCCUACAGCCGAGCUCAUGGUUUCUGCCAUUCAAUCUCGAGCCGCUUGGUGCAGGACUGGGUGUUGGUGGUGAUAUGACAACAGGGCAGAUUCAAAGCCCAGGUGUCAAUGACAUGAAUGGAGGUGCUGGCGGUGCUGCGACGACUGAUGUUAACGUGAUGAAUCCAUAUAACCUAGCCAUGGGGAACCGGCAUGGCCCAAGUUGAUGACCCUCUUGUAUAUCAUAUAUAUAAUUUAUGUCGGAUGAAAAAGCUUUCUCUUCA
This is a messenger RNA of Talaromyces proteolyticus, 3042 nucleotides long. Its product is annotated as putative C6 transcription factor. The transcript has a single exon. The coding region runs from base 145 to 2985 and encodes 946 amino acids. Gene Ontology annotation, molecular function: DNA binding; zinc ion binding; DNA-binding transcription factor activity, RNA polymerase II-specific. Gene Ontology annotation, biological process: DNA-templated transcription; regulation of DNA-templated transcription. The record is from RefSeq and is a predicted model, not a curated record. Gene Ontology annotation, cellular component: nucleus. NCBI's taxonomy places the organism in Eukaryota, Fungi, Ascomycota, Eurotiomycetes, Eurotiales, Trichocomaceae.